Messenger RNA from Fonsecaea erecta, 831 nucleotides. RefSeq lists its product as hypothetical. The transcript has 2 exons. The coding region runs from base 1 to 831 and encodes 276 amino acids. Gene Ontology annotation, biological process: proteasome-mediated ubiquitin-dependent protein catabolic process. Gene Ontology annotation, cellular component: cytosol; proteasome regulatory particle; proteasome regulatory particle, lid subcomplex. Lineage: Eukaryota; Fungi; Ascomycota; Eurotiomycetes; Chaetothyriales; Herpotrichiellaceae. The record is from RefSeq and is a predicted model, not a curated record.
AUGCCUGCAGCCACGGGCUCACAGUCGCCCUCCCUCGACUCGAUCCUGCAUAUCCUCCAACAGUCUCUCAGCCAUAACGACACGUCUCAAGCGCAGUCACAGUUGCAAAAAGCGAAGCUCGCCCUCCUCCAACAGAAUGCCCUCAUACCCUCUCCUCAAGCACCUCCACAGACACUGGCAACUGCUCGUUCAAUACUGGAGGCCGGCGCUCUCCUCUCCAUUCGAUCAAGAGACCCUAAGUCUUUCGUGAGAUACUACUCCCAGCUACAACCCUUCUACGAUUUUCCCGGUCUCCAGCAGACGCCUUCGAGAGAUCGGUCGAAGAUCACGGGACUCUAUCUGCUCCUGUUACUCAGCCAGGGUGAUUACGCGGGCUUCCACACCCUCUUGGAGUCUCUGAUCGUCGCGGAAGGGGCGAACGGGUCGUCGAGCGUGGAGGCUGAUCCCUUCAUCAAAUACCCCAUGGAGUUGGAGAGAAGUCUCAUGGAAGGUAGCUAUGACCAGGUUUGGCGGAAGACAAAUGGGCGAGACGUGCCCGGUGAAGAGUUUGGACUGUUUUCCGACAUCCUCAUCAACACCAUCCGUGUCGAAAUCGCCUCCUGCGCCGCCCGAUCCUAUCCAUCUCUUCCUAUUGCAUCGGCCAAGAAUCUUCUCUUCUUAGAGUCUGAAGGUGCGGUGGUGGAAUUUGCGCAGGAGCAGGGCUGGAGUCUGGAAGAAGGGAGGAUAUAUUUCCCCGGACUGGAGGCGGCGAAGAAGGCGGAGGAAGGAGACGAGAAGGAGGUGAUCAGUCACAUGGUUGAGUACGCAAGAGAAUUGGAAAGCAUCGUUUGA